Messenger RNA from Paramecium sonneborni, 1319 nucleotides. The record is from the annotation of a GenBank genome assembly. Lineage: Eukaryota; Ciliophora; Oligohymenophorea; Peniculida; Parameciidae.
AUGGGUUAAGCAAAUUGUGCAUGUGUAAAGACAGUUAAUUUUGACCAUAAUCAAAUCGAAAGUGAUAAGAAAUUAAAAGUGAGUAGAAAAGCAAAUUCUAUGGAAGAUGAAGAGUUAAAAUUAUUAAGAUGCAUAAUAAAAAUAUAAGCAUUAUUGAGAGGAUGGAUAAUAAGAAAGAAAUAUCAUUAUGUUUAAAUUUAAUUAUACAAUUCUAAAGUGAACAAUAUUUUAAAAUAGUUUACUUUAACUCAUUUAUCAAAAUUUAGCAAAGUAUAAUAUAGUAAAAGCAAUUAAUAAAUAGAUGGCACCAUUUCCUUUUUCAGAAUAUAGAUAUUUAGAUAAUGAAAGUGAGACAUAUGAAAAUAGAUUUUUUAGAAAUGCUGUUUUAUUAGAUAAUGGAGCAAUUUAUAUAGGAGAAUGGUCAGGUAAUAAGAAAUUUGGAAAAGGUAUAUAAAUAUGGAAAGAUGGAUCAAUAUAUGAAGGUUUUUGGAUUCAAGAUAUGGCAAAUGGAAAAGGAAGAUUGUAUCAUGCUAAUGGAGAUAUAUAUGAUGGAGUAAAAUUAAAUAAUAAUAAUUAGGAUUGGGAAGAUCAUAAAUCAAAGGGUUAUGGAAUUUAUAUUCAUUCUGAUGGAGCAAGAUAUGAAGGUAAUUGGAAUAAUGAUUAAUAAAAUGGAUUUGGAAUAGAAAUAUGGCCAGAUGGAGCAAAACAUGAAGGAGAAUAUUAGAAUGGAGUAAAACAUGGAAAAGGAAAGUUUGGUAAUCAUUUUUAAAUAAAGAUUUUAGUUUGGGCAGAUAAAGCAUCUUAUUGUGGUUAAUUUUUAAAUAAUUAAAUUAAUGGGAUUGGUCGUUAUUGUUGGCCAGAUGGUAGAAAAUAUUGUGGAGAAUGGUUAAAUAAUAAAAUGCAUGGAAUAGGUUUAUUUUAAUGGAGUGAUGGAAGAGUUUAUAUAGGUGAAUAUGCAGAUGAUUAAAAACAUGGAUAAGGAAUUUUUGAAUGGUAAUUGUAAUUAUUAUUUAAGGCCUGAUGGUAAAAAAUAUAUUGGAUAUUGGUCUGAAGGUAAAUAAAAUGGAAAAGGAAUCUUUAUUGCUGGUUAAUAAAGAAAAUAAGGAGAAUGGAAAAAUGGUAAUAGAGAAAGAUGGAUUAUUUUUGAUUCAGAUAAUGAAUUAGAUUUAAUUGAAAAAAAAAUGAUUCUACAUAAAGUUUAAUAUUCUUAAAUCACUGAUACAUAACUUUUAGAUAAAUCAAAAAAGGCUCUACCAUUACCAAAUAAUUCUUUAAUUAAAGGAGAGAAAUUUAAACCUCUACAAAAUCAUAAUUCUUGA